AUGAGUUCCUACUUUGUCAAUUCUCUCUUCUCUAAAUACAAAAGUGGGGAUUCUUUGCGUCCCAAUUAUUACGAGUGUGCAGGGUUCGCACAGGACCUGGGAGGUAGACCCACUGUAGUUUAUGGACCAGGUACCGGAGGAACUUUCCAACAUCCAACUCAGAUACAGGAGUUCUACCACCACGGUGCAUCCACGCUCUCCACUUCCCCUUACCAACAAAAUCCUUGCGCCGUAACAUGUCAUGGAGAACCCGGCAACUUCUACGGGUACGAUGCGUUGCAAAGACAGACCCUUUUCGGAACCCAAGACACAGAGUUAGUCCAGUACAGCGACUGCAAGCUGACCGCUAACGGCAUCGGAGAAGAGGCAGAGAGCACGGAGCAGAGUCCUUCUCCAACCCAGCUGUUCCCGUGGAUGAGACCACAAGUAGCUGCCGGACGGAGGCGAGGCCGACAGACUUAUAGCCGCUACCAAACGCUGGAGCUGGAGAAAGAGUUUCUUUUCAACCCCUACCUGACCCGCAAGCGGCGGAUCGAGGUAUCGCACGCGCUGGGACUGACAGAGAGGCAGGUCAAAAUCUGGUUUCAGAACAGGCGAAUGAAAUGGAAAAAGGAGAACAACAAGGACAAAUUUCCCAGCAGCAAAUCGGAGCAGGAAGCGAUAGAGAACCAGAGGAAAGAAGGUGACCAAACCGAGGAGGUACAGACGGCGGGAGAAGACUGUGACAAAGCGAAACAAAUGUAG
This is a messenger RNA of Megalops cyprinoides (Indo-Pacific tarpon), 744 nucleotides long. RefSeq names its product homeobox B8b (gene hoxb8b). The record is from RefSeq and is a predicted model, not a curated record. The transcript is spliced from 2 exons. Gene Ontology annotation, molecular function: RNA polymerase II transcription regulatory region sequence-specific DNA binding; DNA-binding transcription factor activity, RNA polymerase II-specific. Gene Ontology annotation, biological process: regulation of transcription by RNA polymerase II. Lineage: Eukaryota; Metazoa; Chordata; Actinopteri; Elopiformes; Megalopidae. Gene Ontology annotation, cellular component: nucleus. Bases 1 to 744 code for a protein of 247 amino acids.